AUGAAAUUAGCUCUUAUUUUGGUCGCUGUUGUCUUGGUAGUGAAUGUAGAAGGCUGGAGAUUGACGCGCCGAACAUCACGCUUCACUAUACCACGCUUCCCUAUACCACGCUUCCCUACACCAUGCUACCCUAUAUCACGCUUCCCUAAACCACGUAAACCAUCCAUACCACGUAUGCCUUGGGGUAAGAGAAAUGUGCGAGAAGCCGAAGGUGAUGCUGGUUUCAAAGCCGCAGCUGAAGACGGUGUUUUGUCUAACGAUGAAAUAAAAUCUGUAUUCGGAGUUAAAGAUGAAGAUUUGGCUGAUUUUUAUGAUCUUUAUGAUGUUAACGGCGAUGGAAAAAUAACAGUUGAAGAAUAUCAAUCUGUCACCACUAUCCUUGCCAACGCGGGAGACAAAGAGAACUAA
This is a messenger RNA of Lottia gigantea (owl limpet), 408 nucleotides long. RefSeq lists its product as hypothetical. Bases 1 to 408 code for a protein of 135 amino acids. The record is from RefSeq and is a predicted model, not a curated record. Lineage: Eukaryota; Metazoa; Mollusca; Gastropoda; Lottiidae. The transcript has 3 exons. Gene Ontology annotation, molecular function: calcium ion binding.